CUUUAUAAAUUCCAUCGAUACUAUCGAUGGAGCCAUCGAUGGAUUUCCCAGCUCUAGCGUUGCUAGCAUUGGCUAAUUUGCAAGGCGCGUGAACAUAGUUUUGUGUAUUAAAAAAAUAGAUGUAUUUUGUUAACAAAAACGGUUGAAAACUACAAAGAAACGUUGCUGUGGUUACUUUAUAUCUAUUGCCGGUGAAUUGCGCGUUGUUAACCAACGCGCAAGAAUAAAAAUAAAAGUUUUUCGGCCUUGCGAAAAAAACGAAACCGUUUUGGGCGCCUUUUGUGGUUUGCCAAAGCGUCUGGCGGGUGACAUAGUUUCACAGUUAUUCGGUGGCGCAAACACACUUGUUAUAUAGCAUAUCGGAGUUCAGUCUAUAGUUUACAGUUAUAAAUAAAGUAAAAUUAAAUAAAUAAAGCACAAAUAUGCCGAUUUGCAAGCGUGAAGGAUUUGAUAUAAAUGAUGGCAAAAAUGUUACAUUCCACGACAAUGAUUUGGUCUUCUGUUGCUACAUAACGAUGCGUAUCUUCAAGGACUAUGAGGACUACUUUCGACACGUUAUGGUCAUCAAUUCGACAGUAUGGCAAUGCGAAGCAACUGGACGGGACAAUCUUACCUACGAAGAGGCUUUGAAGAGCGAACGUGUUGCUCGCAAAAAGAUGGAACAAUUCAAACACAGCCUCCGGGCUCCUGUGCUCCUGGUGAUUGAACAUGCCCGUCAAUCGGCUGUGAAGACACUCAAUUUGAUUGUUGGCAAAUUUCUGCGUAAACGUUACUUUUUCAACGAGGAGGUCACAGUGGUGGGACACAAAAAGAACCUAUAUGAGAUUGUUGGCAUUAUACCGGGCAAAGAGGCAGCCCAACCGGUUGAUGGGAUUUACGAAGACACUGAUAAUCUGGAUUACCGUUUGCGUGUGGUCGGCGGGGAUGCCAAAACAGAGAUUACGGUGCCUUUCGACAAAAUACGUCGCCAGCGGACCGACUUUAAUCUCGAGAAUCUGGGCAUGUUCAUUAAGAACAAUGUGAGUCGUGUGGAUGGUAUAUUGCGACCCAAAUCAGAGUCCUUUAAGCAAUAUGUAUCAGAGAAAGGCUUAAACUUUAAUAGUAUAUUCAUUGGAAAGAUGCCACACUAUGCUCAUGCUAAAAGUAAGCGACCCAACGAUGCCCAAGAAAGUGCUAACAAGAAACAAUCCACGCUUAAUAAGUACAUUGUUAAGGGCGAGGAGGCUACGAGUAAAGCAAAAGCUAAAGAAGCCAAAUCGUUGGCUGAAAAUAUGGAACGUAUGCGCCUGGAAAAGGAAGCCUGGCUAGCGGAAACAAUACGUCAAAAGGCCGAAAAGAGGGCACAAAUUACGGAACGUGUGGAUGCCGAGAUUAAUUACUUGCUGCAGAAAACAGAUGACCUGGAACGCAAAGAUCAGCGAAUGAUGCCAACGUAUAAACCGAUAGUGACAUUCCUUCAGGAGAAACUAAUUGGUGAUGCCUUCAUGAUGCGCGAAUUUAUGCACACUUACUGCGGUCUGCUUUCUGGAAUCGAAGUGUUCCGUCAGAACCUCAGUUUCUAUGAAAUGUCACGAGCACUGAGCGCUCGGGAGGUGGCUGGUCCCCUCUCGGACAUUCUAUUGGUACUCUUGGGCACAGUAUUCGAUCUACAGAAAGAGGAAGAUGAAGACUCUGUUGUCCAGUAUACGUUAAGAAACUUUACAUCUGUCCAAGAGCCCUCCUUAAGUAUGAGCAAUGCCACACGUAGCCACUACUAUGCCAAGCGUCAUUUUUCAUUCAAAAUCUAUGAUCUGCCACUGGAUGCAUUGACCCUAAGCGAAGUUCUGCGACUCCAUCUGCUCAGUAGUGGAGCAUUUGUGGAUGACAAAUCGGAGAGAUGGCGCAUUAUGUAUCGCAACGGUUACUCCUCGCGCGAGGAUCCCGGGUUGGCCCUUCGUAUGCGUCACUCGCAUAUUUUACGCUUUCUAAAGAACUACCCCAUUUAUCAACUUGGUUUUCGGGAUAUUAUGCGAGUCAUUCGUUGUCUUAUGGAUCAAAUUUUAACAUAUUCAGCCACCUUAAAUGUGAUUGAAGAGCGGAUGGAGCAAAUGGCCAAGGCUAAAAUGGAAUUGCGUACCCUUCUUCACACGGAAAAUCGUCGCUUAGCUGCCGUGGAGCAAAACAAACGCCGAUUGACCAUGGAGCAUCAUCAGAAAUGCCAGUCCGAUGAAUUAAAGAACGACACAGCCAAGAAACAGGCACUUGGCGAAAAACUGAACAAGAGUAUAGCCGAGCUGCAUGCCCAAUCCGAUGUCCAGCAGCGUAAGCAUGAGCAGCAGGUGCUUCAGAUGCACACACAGCUAUUUAAUUUCCUCGUUUAUUUGGGCAUGGAUCGUUGCUAUCGCAAGUACUAUGUGCUUGAAUCCUGUCCAGGUAUAUUCAUCGAACAUCCGCCGGAUAGCAUGGAUAUGUGUCUGCAAGAACCACCGCUAAAUAAAUCACAAGCGGAAAUACGUACUCAAUCCCAGUUGCCGAAAAGUCGUAAAGAUUUGCGUUUUUAUUUGAUGAAACUUUAUGGCGAAGAUGAUAAAAAGCCACGAAAAAGUGCAGCAAAGCAAUCGCUAGAGAAUAAAGAGAACCAAGAGCAUCAUAUUAAUGGUCAUGCCGAGCCAAUGGAAUUGGAUGCAGAGAACAAUCCAGCCAGCCAGCCAAUCGAAUCACCCACACAGUAUCAAUUGCUAAUGUGCACGGGAGAUCGUCGAAAUUGUAUUGUGCACAAUGAACGUGAUGGCCAGCGGCAACGUUGGGCAUACAUUUACUUGCCGGAAGAAAUCGAUGAGUUAAUCAAGUCUCUGAAUCCAUUGGGUUGGCGUGAAUCCCGGCUACUAGAAGAGUUUUCCACUUUGCGCACACUAAUCAUCGAGCAUACGAAAUCGUGUCCAGCCGAUAUGCUCUCUCUGGAUACGGAGAAGAAGCGCAAUAGCUUCGUUAGCUCUAUGUAUACGGAAACCAAUCGAAAGUAUGGGGAAGCCAAUUUUGGUCUAAGCGAAGGCACCGACCUUAACGAAGUCAUGCAAUUGCAUUUGGUGGAUCGCAUCUUGAAGUUCGAAAGUGACAUCUACACAGGGGAUUUGGGUCAACUUAAGGUCAAGGAUAUGGAGAAAUGGCGUAAUAAUUUACUCACAGGCAAUUACGAUGCCCAGUGCAAAUUGCAAUGGGGUCCACGGGGCAAGCAUGAUGAUGGGCCUGAGACUGCGGCUUCGGCAGCAGGUUCCGAUAAUGAAUCCCACGAGGAUUACUUGGAUGAUCACGAUGAGGAGAUCUACUACGGAAGAUUUGGCAGGAAACCGUAUCGUGAUCCGGGCAUUUAUCUGGGUCCCACUUUGGAAAUCGACUCCGAGGACAGUGCCGAUGAUGAAGUGCCAAUGCUAGAGUCGAAACUCAUACAAGAUCAGGUGCAAAAUAUGGCAAGUGCCUUGCUACAAGUGGAGCAGGCAAUCCAAAGACGUUUUCUCAAGGAACCGUAUGGUCCAUCCAAAAGCGGCCCAAAGCAGGAUAUGAUGAAGGUGUCUGAGGCCAGAAUCCAGCAAUGGGAGGUCUCUCUCAUGGAGAGCACCAGCUUUGCCCAAGUGUUUUUGCAUCUAAACUUACUCCACGAUUGCAUUCAUUGGCGGCGAUCCACCAAUAAGUCACUCUGCAAGGUCUGCCGACGUGGCACCGAUCCGGAAAAAAUGUUGCUAUGCGAUGAAUGCAAUGCUGGCACUCAUAUGUUCUGCAUGAAACCAAAAAUGCGUACUGUUCCGGAGGGCAAUUGGUAUUGUCGAGCUUGUGAGAAAGAAAAAGAGCCCGCAAAAACAAAAAAUAAACGAAAACUUGUCACAGAUGAGAUGUUGAGAAUGGUGGAGAAUGAAGCAGAGGAAGAGCAGGAUGAAGAGGAAGAUGAGGAGGAAGAUGAUUCUGAAGCAGAUGCAGAUGUCUCUCAAAGCGAUGCAUCCUCCACUAAAUUACCAGUCCAAGUGAAUGGACGUUCAACCCGUCGUGUUAGUGAACGUCGUCGACGAUUGAAAUCCAAAGAAAUUGAAGAAGCUAUGGAGAAUGAUGAUGAAGAUGCUACUGAAUCUGUGGCAAGUAAAGAAGAACACGAAGAUGAACAAGAAGAAGAGGCAGAGGUCGAUGAAGAUGCCGAGGAGGAGGAGGAAGCGGAGGAUGAUAAAGUCUGUCAGGUGUGCUUCUAUGAUGGAAGUGAGAUUCGUUGUGUUCGCUGCAGCUUACACUAUCAUUUGGAGUGCGCCCAACUAAAACGUGCGCCGCGCACGGAUUUCAUAUGCAAGAAGUGCAAAACGGCAGAGACCACACAACGUUCAAGACGACGACAAAGUCCGGCCAAUGAUGAUGAUGACAACGAUGAGGAUCCCGAUGAGCCACAACCGAAACGUUCACGCUCUUCACGCAGCUCCGUGCGGAUUUCCCUCGACAAAUCGGGACGUCACAGCAGCAGCAACAAUAAUAACAAUGAUACCAGUAAUAAAAAUAACAACAAUAAUAACAAUCGGCGUAGUGGUCGCCGAACGAAUGAUGAUUUGCCUCUAAACAGUUCUGCCUUGUAUGAUCUGCUGGAGCGGACAAUGAAACAUAAAUUAGCCUGGCCAUUUCUGCGCCCAGUGUUGAGUUCUGAGGUGCCUGAUUAUCAUCAAAUUGUUAAAACACCCAUGGACUUGGCCAAAGUCAAGUCCAAACUGAAUAUGGGUGAAUAUCAAUUAAACGAAGAAUUGCUGAACGAUAUCCAGUUGGUCUUUCACAACUGUGAUCUCUACAAUGUGGAAGGCAAUGAGAUCUACGAUGCUGGCAGUCAAUUGGAACGAUUUGUUAUAGAACGAUGCCGGGAUAUGCAUUUGCCGUUUAAGCCCAGUAGAAUGAACCCCAAAAUGGUAUAUUAAAAUGCAGUUGUCCCUCCACCAGAACCACCACCAAUUAUCGAUCUCGAUCUCCGGCGAUCGUGUAAAUUAUUUAGCGUCAGAUUAAUAUGAGUAAUUUUUAAGUUAACGUUUAAGUCUAAAGUUCGAUAUCAAACUCGCAGUUUUCUACUAGAGUUAGUUAUAGGAAAUGUUCACUCUUAUUUCUCUUUACGUUUCUAGAUGGUUAGUUUUGUUAGAAGGCAUGUUAAAUUAAGUUACGCACACAUUUUCCAUUAUGACGUUGGUUUUUUUUCUCUCAAGAUAUCGUAUUAUAAAUUAUUGUAGAAUCUACACACCGUUUAUCAUUAUCAAUUAAUAAUAAUAAAAAAAAACACACAAUUUAUAUUAUAAAUAA
Drosophila willistoni is the source of this 5289-nucleotide messenger RNA. It is a transcript of the gene Acf, whose product is annotated as bromodomain adjacent to zinc finger domain protein 1A. The transcript is spliced from 5 exons. Gene Ontology annotation, molecular function: protein binding. The coding region runs from base 423 to 4916 and encodes 1497 amino acids. The record is from RefSeq and is a predicted model, not a curated record. NCBI's taxonomy places the organism in Eukaryota, Metazoa, Arthropoda, Insecta, Diptera, Drosophilidae. Gene Ontology annotation, biological process: chromatin remodeling.